Messenger RNA from Sinocyclocheilus rhinocerous, 4557 nucleotides. RefSeq names its product anion exchange protein 3-like. Lineage: Eukaryota; Metazoa; Chordata; Actinopteri; Cypriniformes; Cyprinidae. Gene Ontology annotation, molecular function: monoatomic anion transmembrane transporter activity; solute:inorganic anion antiporter activity. Gene Ontology annotation, biological process: bicarbonate transport; monoatomic anion transport; transmembrane transport. Gene Ontology annotation, cellular component: plasma membrane. The record is from RefSeq and is a predicted model, not a curated record. The transcript has 23 exons. The annotation marks the transcript as partial.
UGUGACACGCCCACUAUUCAUGAGGUGGAUGAGGAGGAGGCGGAGUCUGAGACUGAGGGACAGUGCCAAGCAGCCACGCCUACUGAACCAUCUGAAGAGCUGCCACAGCUCAGUUUGGGAAGUGAAGAGGAUCUGGCGGCCGAUCUCCCUCUCACCAGCUUCCAUAUGGAGAGCGAGAGACCCCCGAGCAGUGAGGAGACCCCACCCAGCCCCGCCGAAAUGGAGGAGCUGGAGGAAACACAAGAACGACCGGAUGGAGGAGAGGAGGAGGAGGUUUCCAACAGGUUUAGCCCAUCUCCAGAACCUGCCAGUAUGGCAACGCGAGGCUGGUUUCGCAGGAAGCCCGUCCACCGGCUGGCUGGAGCCCAGCGGACCAGCUAUGACCUACGAGAACGCAUCUGUAUAGGCAGCAUGACAGCCAUAGAGACUGCGGUGUACCAGAAAGUACCUACAGACGAGGCGGAGGCUCAGAUGCUAGCCAGCGCUGAUCUGGAUGACAUGAAAAGUCACCGUUUUGAGGACAAUCCUGGGGUUAGACGUCACCUCGUCAAGAAAUCAUCACGCUGUCAAUUACCACGAACCAGCAAUAGCUCACCUCCUCUGUCCAGCCUGAAGAGGAGGAAGAGGAUGGACAAGAAAACUCAUGAGGUGUUUGUGGAGCUCAAUGAGCUGAUAGUGGAUAAGAACCAGGAGAUGCGCUGGAAAGAGACGGCACGUUGGAUCAAGUUUGAGGAAGACGUGGAGGCAGAGACGGAUCGCUGGGGUAAACCGCAUGUGGCCUCGCUGUCCUUCCGUAGCCUGCUGGAGCUCCGUAGGACCAUCACACAUGGUGCCAUAAUGCUAGAUCUGGAUCAAACCACACUCCCUGGCAUCGCCCACUUGCUGGUGGAAACCAUGAUAAUCUCGGACCAGAUCAGAGCAGAAGACCGAGCCAACGUGCUGCGAGCCCUGCUGCUCAAACACAGUCACCCCAAUGAUGAGAAAGAAGGCCUUUUCCAUCGGAACCACCCUGUCACCAGUCUGGGUGGCUUCCGUCACAACCACAAUCACAUUCACGACACCAGCCUGCCCCUGGUGUCCCAGGACCACGAGGAGAUGCACGACAGCAAAGCGGCAGAACAUGACAAAGAGAAAAACCUCCACCCUGUCCCAGCUGAGGGACUCGCUGCUGCCAGAUCUAUGAAACUCCUGGCAAAGAUUCCCAAGGAUGCCGAGGCCACUGUGGUCUUAGUGGGAUGUGUGGAGUUCUUAGAGAAGCCUGCGAUGGCCUUUGUCCGGCUCAACGAGGCUGUGCUGCUGGAGUCCAUUCUGGAAGUCCCCGUCCCCGUUCGGUUCAUCUUUGUGCUGCUGGGCCCCACGCAGACCAACAUGGACUAUCAUGAGAUUGGACGCUCCUUCUCCACCCUCAUGUCCGAUAAGAACUUCCAUGAGGUAGCGUACUUUGCUGAUGAUCGACAGGACCUGCUUAAUGGCAUCAACGAGUUCUUAGACUGCAGUAUUGUAAUUCCACCAUCAGACGUUGAGGGAAAAGACCUGCUGAAGACCGUGGCCUCCUUCCAGAAACAGAUGCUACGUAAGCGCAAGGAGAGGGAGCUCAAGAAAUGCGGCAGUAUUGUGACAGGAGCUGAGCAGGAGACCAAAGAUGUAAGUACUGAUGAACAGGAUGAUGAGGAUCAGUUUGAUGUUGAUCCUCUCAAGCGCUCUGGUAUUCCCUUUGGAGGUCUGAUUCACGAUAUUCGCCGCCGUUAUCCACGCUACAUAAGCGACCUGAAGGAUGCCAUGGACACACAAUGUAUUGCUGCUGUCAUUUUCAUUUAUUUUGCUGCUCUUUCACCCACUAUCACCUUUGGAGGUUUAUUAGGUGAGAAGACACAAGGCAUGAUAGGAGUCUCUGAGCUCAUCAUCUCCACGGCGACAGUGGGAGUGCUGUUCUCCCUGCUAGCAGGACAGCCUUUGCUCAUAAUUGGCUUCUCUGGACCACUUUUGAACUUCCAUGAGGUAGCGUACUUUGCUGAUGAUCGACAGGACCUGCUUAAUGGCAUCAACGAGUUCUUAGACUGCAGUAUUGUAAUUCCACCAUCAGACGUUGAGGGAAAAGACCUGCUGAAGACCGUGGCCUCCUUCCAGAAACAGAUGCUACGUAAGCGCAAGGAGAGGGAGCUCAAGAAAUGCGGCAGUAUUGUGACAGGAGCUGAGCAGGAGACCAAAGAUGUAAGUACUGAUGAACAGGAUGAUGAGGAUCAGUUUGAUGUUGAUCCUCUCAAGCGCUCUGGUAUUCCCUUUGGAGGUCUGAUUCACGAUAUUCGCCGCCGUUAUCCACGCUACAUAAGCGACCUGAAGGAUGCCAUGGACACACAAUGUAUUGCUGCUGUCAUUUUCAUUUAUUUUGCUGCUCUUUCACCCACUAUCACCUUUGGAGGUUUAUUAGGUGAGAAGACACAAGGCAUGAUAGGAGUCUCUGAGCUCAUCAUCUCCACGGCGACAGUGGGAGUGCUGUUCUCCCUGCUAGCAGGACAGCCUUUGCUCAUAAUUGGCUUCUCUGGACCACUUUUGGUCUUUGAGGAGGCUUUUUAUAAGUUCUGCCAGGCGCAGGGCUUCGAAUAUCUCACAGGCCGAGUGUGGAUCGGGUUCUGGCUCAUCUUCAUUGUCCUAGUGAUCGUGGCAGCUGAGGGAAGCUUCCUCGUGCGAUACAUCUCUCCAUUCACCCAGGAGAUCUUUGCAUUUCUCAUCUCUCUCAUCUUCAUCUAUGAAACCUUCUCUAAGCUAAUUAAGGUGUUUCAAGAGCACCCUCUGAUGAAGAGCUACCCUACAGCUCCUGUACUGCCUGCCUUCAAACCCAUAGACCCUCAAGGACAUAGUGUGAUUGGGGAACCCAUCCUCAACCAGCCCAACACAGCCCUGCUGUCCUUAGUGCUCAUGAUGGGAACCUUCUUUGUGGCCUUCUUUCUGCGAAAAUUUCGUAACAGCAGAUUCCUUGGUGGAAAGGCCAGACGAAUCAUUGGUGAUUUCGGGAUUCCAAUCUCUAUACUCAUCUCCGUGCUGGUGGACUGCAUCAUCCCUGAGACAUACACACAGAAGCUGAACGUCCCUUCUGGUUUCUCGGUCACAUCUCCGGACAAACGGAGCUGGUUUAUCAGCCCCUUUGGAGAUAAACAGCCUUUCCCUGUUUGGAUGAUGGGGGCCUCAGUGAUCCCGGCCCUGCUGGUUUUUAUCCUCAUAUUCAUGGAGACUCAAAUCACCACCUUGAUAGUGAGCAAGAAGGAGCGGCAUUUGGUCAAGGGUUCUGGCUUUCAUCUGGACCUGCUUCUGAUAGUGACUUUAGGAGCUAUCUGCCCGCUCUUCGGUCUGCCCUGGCUGACUGCCGCCACUGUGCGCUCGGUGACUCACGUGAAUGCACUGACAGUCAUGAGCAAAGCCAUUGCCCCCGGAGAGAAGCCCAUGAUCCAAGAAGUUAAAGAGCAGAGGGUGACAGGGAUGUGUGUGUCUAUCCUAGUGGGGUUGUCUAUAGUGAUGACAGAUGUGCUGCGUCAUAUUCCUCUGGCUGUGCUGUUUGGGAUAUUUCUGUACAUGGGCGUCACGUCUCUUACUGGUAUCCAGCUUUAUGAGCGAAUCACACUCAUGGUCACACCUGCUAAACAUCACCCUGACCACAUCUAUGUUACCAAGGUGAAGACAUGGCGUAUGAACAUGUUCACCAUCAUUCAGUUGCUGUGUAUCGCCCUGCUGUGGGUGGUGAAGUCGACAGUAGCCUCUCUGGCCUUUCCCUUCAUCCUAAUCAUGACCGUACCUCUGCGUAGACUCAUCCUGACCAGGAUCUUUGAGGAGAGAGAGCUUGCAGCGUUGGAUGCUGAUGAGUAUUCGCCCAAUUUUGAUGAAGAUGGACGGGAUGAGUACAACGAGAUUCACAUGCUUGUCUAGUCACACGGCUCGCCUCUUCUUCACUGACCAAUCGAAUGCAGGUCUCUGGAUAAUGGGAAAGAUGUACGGAAUGGGAAGAACUCCGAUGCACUGCCCUCUUUCAGAAUUAUUUCACGUGUACUUUGAAAUUUUCUAAACCUCCGUUCUAAAAAGAACCACAGAUCAUGUUCUGGAUACUAUUUUCCUUUUUCUCCGAAAUGUGGCCUACAUGUUUGUCUGCUGCUGCCCAGUGACCUUUGAAUAUGAGAUUAGACACAACCCGUGCACCUUAGACCUCCCAAAGUGCAAUGAUGGUGAGACUAAUCCAAUAGGUUGGUUCUUACACCUCCUAUUCACCCCAUCCCAAUGCACUGCACCCAUGCAGUCCAGACCUACUGCCUGUAGAUCUUAGUUGCCUUGUACUUUACUGUAGGCACUGACCACAGAGUCUGAAUAUUACAGUAGCAUGACCUCUCAGUGCCCUUAGAGUGGUCGGUUCCUUUGCUGUGCUUGAAAACAGUAGUGCAGUCCCUUUAGACGUACUUUAUGCAGUAGUGAUAUUAUUUUGAUCGAUGUAUGCAGUAGUUACAAUACAUUUAAAGGUGCUAUAAGUGAUUUUUAAAAACGGAAUAGCAUGCAGAAAAUGUCCCUGCUUCCUGA